AUGAAAUUUCUGACUUUGUUUUUGAUAUUUGUAAUCGCCAGCGCGAACAUUUUUGAUGUACAGGCCAACGACCUACCGAGCCUAGCAUUUAAAAGAAUACGCCAAUUCAAGUAUACCAGUAGUGGAACGCUCAAGCGACGGAAUCAAUCAAACUUGACAGAUGUCGGCGACGACACUGCUUAUAUAUCAACUGUUACAAUAGGAACACCACCUCAAGCAUUUACCUGUCAAAUAGAUACUGGCUCCUCUGAUUUAUGGGUACCUGACGUUUCGUGUGCUGGAGCAGGAUGCACUGGCAAGCACGGAUUUUCUUCCAGUGCCUCAACCUCGUAUGGGGGUGACGGUGUUCCUUGGAACAUUUCUUAUGCCGAUGGGUCAGCUGCAUCAGGAGUGACAGCAACUGAUAUAGUAACAUUUGGUGACGUCACAUUACAAGGUCAACAGUUUGCGAGGGCAACGAGCUUGAACAACAACUUCCAAAGCCAGACUUUCGAUGGAAUCAUAGGGUUAGGCGGACCUCAACGGGCUAGUGUUCCAGGGACAGUAACGCCAAUUCAAAACAUGAAAAAUCAAGGUUUUAUAACCGCCCGCUCAUUCGGUGUAUGGUUAGGCAAAUCAACCGAGGGCGGCUCAGGAGAAAUCACUUUCGGCGGGUUCGAUCCUGAUCACAUAGUCAGCGAUCUAACUUCAAUUCCUCUUAUCGCAAGCUUUGACAGCACUGGGGAUUGGGCGGUCCAAUUAAGCCAAAUAUCUAUUGGCAGUCAGAACAUUGCACUUACACAAGCGAACGGUGUUGCCAUAUUAGAUACUGGAUCAUCAGUUAUUUUUGUACCGUCCACUCUAGCGGAUCAGAUUAACACAGCAUUAGGUGCUGUUUUCUCGUCUCAGGCACAGGCGUAUCUAAUACCAUGCGACGCAACGCCGCCGGAUAUGGCGUUUACUUUCGGAACUGCAUCUUUCACCGUCCCAGGCACCGAUUUGGUUCUUCAACAAGGAGGAGGAGUAUGUGAGAGCGCUAUUAUCCCACUUGACGUUGGCGGCGGUGUGUCAUUUCUUCUGGGCGAUACUUUCUUAAAGAACAAUUAUGCCUACUUCGACAUGGAUGGGUCAGUUAUCGGACUUGCCCAGGCUAAACGAUAG
Paraglomus occultum is the source of this 1140-nucleotide messenger RNA. The record is from the annotation of a GenBank genome assembly. Lineage: Eukaryota; Fungi; Glomeromycota; Glomeromycetes; Paraglomerales; Paraglomeraceae.